AAUGGACGAUUUCUGAAGGUCUGAACAAAAUACAAAUAAUGGUCAGCUGUACCAAAAUCGCCAGGGGGAUGUCAUGAACCGGGAAAGAACGGGAAAAAAAAUCCAAUGGAAGAAAUAUCUCAAAGAUGAGUUUCAGUAGUCUUCAAGCACGGAAUGACUGCCUUGUGCACAAUUAAACAUUUAUGUCAAGCAACCAGAAAUGAGAACAGAUACGCAAAAAGGUUCUUUGGUACUCUUCUGACACAGACAGCACAAAAGUGGCUCUUUUCUCCAUUCUGGACAGUGGUACCUGACCCUAGGAAGUCAGCUCUGUUUGGGCUUACUCAAGCAUUUUGUACAAAUGAAAAAUCUCACGCACAACCAAAAAGGAAAGCAGCAUUUGGAAGUGUUGGGCGAAGAAUUCCCUAUCGUAUUUUGCACGUAAUCAACCAGGAUGGGGAGAGUUUAGGAAACAUGCACCGAGCAGAGGCACUCAGACUUAUGGAUGAAAAUGGCCUGAAGCUGGUUCUGCUUCGUGAGAAUGUAGAACCUCCAGUUUACAGACUAAUGACUGGGCAGCAGAUUCAUGAAGAACAGCUUAAACGUGCAGAGAAGAAGAAAGCAAGCCCAAAGCAAGUUCUCUUUCAAACAGGGGUGGUUCAGAAGGAGUUAUCGUUUUCUUCAUCUAUUGCCAAGAACGACUUAGAGACCAAGACUAAACAGAUAGCAGUGUGGAUUGAAAAGAAACACCACGUUAAAAUUACCAUCCGGCAAGCAAAAGGUGGCAGUACAGACAUGUUCAUGCUUUUUGAUCAGAUUUUGGAGACUGUAUCUGAGAAAGCCACUUAUCUUUCCAAGCCAAAAGUUGCUAGAGAAGGAGUGAGUACCUGUGUUUUGAGGCACAUGUCUGACAAAGAGUUGAAAGAACACCAGAAGAUGGAAAUCAAGAAAAACAAUACAGUAAAGAAAGAUGAAAACGAAGAUCUGAAGUCAAAUGAGUUGCAUCAGUGACUUUCGGAAGCACUGUAAACAAUAUAUAUUUAUUUAAAAAAUAAUAAUAAAAAAAAUUAACUUCAGAUAAA
Messenger RNA from Prinia subflava (tawny-flanked prinia), 1061 nucleotides. It is a transcript of the gene MTIF3, whose product is annotated as mitochondrial translational initiation factor 3. Gene Ontology annotation, cellular component: mitochondrion. The record is from RefSeq and is a predicted model, not a curated record. Gene Ontology annotation, molecular function: ribosome binding; translation initiation factor activity. Gene Ontology annotation, biological process: mitochondrial translational initiation; ribosome disassembly. The coding region runs from base 154 to 990 and encodes 278 amino acids. The transcript is spliced from 4 exons. NCBI's taxonomy places the organism in Eukaryota, Metazoa, Chordata, Aves, Passeriformes, Cisticolidae.